Molecule: messenger RNA, 1665 nt
Organism: Dermacentor silvarum
Lineage: Eukaryota; Metazoa; Arthropoda; Arachnida; Ixodida; Ixodidae
Exons: 5
Coding region: 338-976 (212 amino acids)
Source: RefSeq, a predicted model, not a curated record
CCGAUGGGGACCGUCCGCUACGAACCGAGGGACGCAGCUAACCUGGUGAGCGAGUGCGCGGUAUUGUCGAGACCUCCGCUGUCGGUGUGGACACAGCAGCCUUUUCCCAUUCAAGCUCGCGGCGCAAUCGGUGCAAGAGGGAGUGCAGCGGGUCUUGAAAAACGUGCCCUGGCUUCCCGAGUGCCUGCGACGUCCUUUCGGGAACGAAGACGCCCCUCCGCCGCACGUGCUGUCCAACGGCACCGCAGCUCAGCUCAGUGUUGUCCAGCAGUCUUGGAACUCACAGGACAAAAAUUCUACAGUUACCCCAAAGUUCACCAUACCAGGUCACCAAUCUAUGGACAGGGUCAGCAACAACCGCAGCCUAGCACUCGCUUCUCCCGGUGCUAACAACAGGACGCUGGAGGAAGGGCAGAACAACAUCAACGCCCUUAGCCAAGUCUCUGGAGGCACGUUGCACCGCAGCUCGGCCAGCAGCAACAUCAGCGUCAUCAACAGCCCUGAACAGCAACCGCCCUCGAAGCACCACCCCAACAAGCUCCAGCGGACCCCAAACAACUUGAAGAGUGGCCAAGCGGCCCAGAACGGACCCCAUCACCGAACUUGGGCUCACAGCCGGAGGCCGGGACACUACUCGGAUUCGUCAAGCGUCUGCAGUGCGUUUGCGGACCACAUCUAUGAGUCCAUCGACGGUGAUGCCUCCUCGGUCGAUCGCCUGUCCGACGUCCCGCCACCGCCCGCGCCUCCCCAAUCCGAGGUGUUCUAUGGAGACCUGUCCGACAUGAGCCAGCACUCCUCAUCCAGCUACGGCUACCGACCAGCGGCCCUUGCUCGUCACGCCAUUGCCGGGCAAGUACCACACCACACCCCUGGCACACGUCAUGCAGGGCUUUGCAAGGGAUUACGCCACGUAUUCGCCAGAGAUGCCGCGCUAUGGCACGGAGCAACAGAGGCACUAUGGCUCAGGCCGACGUAAGCACGACAUCGUUGGCUUCAAUGGGCCUCCUUACUCACCUAAGAUACUGUACGAGGCCGCCCUGGCGCAGAGGCUAGAAGACGCCCUGACAAACUUCUCCUCAGACUCGGGCAUUGUCGCCGACACCGAGGAUUACUGGGGCACCUCACCGACGCUACCGGACUUGUUGCAUGGCCCCGUGGAGAGCAACCCUGUGGUGAUGGCUGUGUUGGGCGGUGAAAAAGUGGUGAGCAGGAUUCGUCCGGAUGCCAUGAUGACGACACCAUCGGAUCCGAGAUUGCCACAGCAGCAACAGCAGUCUGAGCACGAGCAGCGAUACAACCUCAGCACGUACUGCUAACCGGAGUCGUGUGUGUGAUUGGCACGUGCAUGUGCUUGUGGGCAGUGCGCGUGUUCUUUUCUUCUUUGUUUUCCCCGCUUAGAAAUUCUCGACGCAUAGGACUUUUAAGAAGCAAUCGUGUACUUAACUGAAAUGGACUGGCACUUGCGAGGGACGGACUGUGUGUGUUCCCCAGUCCGUCUACCCGUCCACGAGAGAACUUUCUUUUCAUGUCUCGGAGGAAAGCAGGUAUAGAAGAGAGACCGGUUCUUUGAAUCCUAUGCAUCUAGUCGUCGAACACAACAGUGGAGGGGGAAGUGCUACUCGCUGGCGAGAGCAGAAUUGGUAGAGCCAUUCUUGCUUACCACCC